This is a messenger RNA of Linum trigynum, 4514 nucleotides long. The record is from the annotation of a GenBank genome assembly. NCBI's taxonomy places the organism in Eukaryota, Viridiplantae, Streptophyta, Magnoliopsida, Malpighiales, Linaceae.
GAUACAUUUAUAAUUCGUGAUGUCAUAUUCUAUGAACAUAUUUUCCCUUUCCGUUCUGUUCCCAAUCCAGAUUCUGAUCUUGGUAGACCCUCAACAACCUUAAACCCCAUUUCUUACUCUUAUUUUGAACCUACUGUCCUACUCAGUCACCCCCUGAUAUUCCUAAUCCUUCAAGUUUUUCUCAUGUUUCCUCAUCUAAAGAAGAUACUUCUUCUUCUUUAGCUCUGGAGUCCAGUCCUCCAGCCACACCUUUUCAAUACUCUCAUCUCCAUCUACUUGUGAUAAUGAUGAUUCUACAGCUCCUGAAAGUGAAUCUGAUCUACCCCGUCAUUCUCCUAGAAAAUCCAAACGACUAUGUAGGCCACCAGAUCAUCUCAAGGACUACCAUACCAGCCUUCUUGCAUAUUAUGGCUAUACCAAUCCUCCCCCAACUCAGCAGCAAGUGUCCAUUGCAGGUAACUUUCAUGAUCUUUCUAUUGUUCUGUCCUAUGAGAACCUUUCCCAUUCCUUCCGCCAUUUUUGUCUUUCUGUUAGCACUCUUGUUGAACCCUCUAGUUUCAAGGAAGCAUGUAAUAACCAGGUUUGGGUUGAUGCUAUGCAAAUUGAACUCAAUGCUCUUGAUGAAAACUGUACUUGGGAUUUAGUUUGUCUACCUGAUGGCAAAUAGGCUAUUGGUUGCAAGUGGGUGUUUCGUAUUAAACUUAAAGUCGAUGGAACAUUUGAGAGAUAUAAAGCAAGGGUUGUGGAAAAGGGUUACACACAACAGGAAGGUUUAGAUUAUACUGAAACUUUUGCACCAGUUGUCAAGAUGACAACGGUGAGAGUUUUGUUGGGAAUUGCAGCAGUUCAGGGGUGGCACAUCCAUCAACUGGAUGUUAAUAAUGCGUUCUUGCACUAAGAUUUACAUGAAGAUGUAUAUAUGAAAUUGCCACCAGGUUUGAAAGUAGCACUUGAAGAUAGAGGAAAAGUAUGCAAAUUGAAGAAAUCACUUUACGGAUUGAAGCAAGCAUCUCGUCAAUGGUUUGCUAAACUCACCCAAGCCUUAUUGAUGAUAUGCUUCAAGCUGGACCUGAUCUUGCAGAGAUUUGUCGUGUCAAGAGCUUUCUUGACUCCACUUUUCACAUUAAAGACUUGGGUAGCCUGCGGUAUUUUUUGGGGCUUGAGGUAACAAGAAGCAAAGCUGGUAUACAUCUUACUCAAAGGAAGUAUGCACUGGAAAUACUGCAUGAAGCUGGAAUGAUAGAUUCCAAGCCUAUGUCUACUCCUAUGGAGCCAAAAAUGCAUCUAUCUACACAUGAUGGUUCAGCAUUGGUGGAUGCCACAAAUUAUAGAAGACUUGUAGGGAAGUUGAUUUAUUUAACGAAAACUCGGCCGGACAUUUGCUUUUCUACGCAACAACUCUCACAAUUUCUGGACAAGCCAUCAGUAUAACACCAGCGAGCAGCCCAAAGAGUUUUGAGGUAUGUCAAAGGGGCUCCUAGUCGGGGUCUAUUCUUUCCGGUUACUUCUGAUUUUCAGUUACAUGGUUUUGCGGAUUCGGAUUGGACAGGUUGCCCAAAUACUCGACAUUCUGUAUCGGGGUAUUAUGUGUUCCUCGGUUAGUCACUCAUUUCAUGGUGUUCUAAGAAGCAAAGCACUGUAUCGCGGUCUUCGGCUGAAGCUGAAUACAGGGCAAUGGCUUUUGCUUCGUGUGAACUACAAUGGAUUUUGUAUCUUCUCGAUGAUUUUUGAAUUUCACAUCCUCAAGCUGCCCUUCUUUAUUGUGAUAACAAGACAGCCAUGCAUAUCGCCAAAAACCCGGUAUUUCAUGAACGGACAAAGCAUAUAGAGCUCGAUUGUCAUCUCAUACGUUUGAAGAUUCAAGAAGGUAUCAUUAAAACCACCUAUGUCUCUACUACUUCUCAAUUGGCUGAUUUGUUUACAAAGACUUUGGGACCUGCUCCAUUUCAUCACCUUUUUCCAAGCUUGGACUACACAAUCUAUGUAUUCCAGCUUGCGGGGGAGUAAUAGAAGGUACUUCUUCAGCUAUUAAGAACUGCACGUAUAUGGUUUCUGAUGAAAAGCUGCAGCACCCAAAUUACAAAGAUUAAGCAUACUUGAAUGAGAUACUCAAGGCCCACUCUUUUUUCUUUUCAUCGGUGCAAUUCUUCUUCUCUUUUCCCUUUGGUUUGUUAGAGUGCAGCAGCAGCUUGUUAGAAAGGAAACAAUAGCCAUGUAUUAACUAUUAUAAUGUAUAUAUAACAAAAAGAAAGAGAGAGGGAAAGAAGCUCCUCAAUUUCUCUUGCCCUUAACCUUUGUUUCGUCUCACCACCUUUUUAACCUACCCACAUGCUCCGCCUCCCCCUCUUCUCCCAAAUUUCUCCAUCUCCUUCACCACCGCUGACCCCAGUUCCUCCCUUCCCAUCUCCGACGAAGCUCACUCUGCCUUUUCCCUCCACUACGACCCGCUUUCCUACCUCAACCUACCGCUGCAGCCGCCUCUCUUCAGGGAUCUGUUCCAGUACCUCCCCUCCGACGGCGGAGUCGAUCUCCAUGGGGAAGGAAGCAGCGUGGGCGGCGGUGCCUCGAUUUACGCUGCAGAUGGGAUCGAUGGAUCUCAUCAGCUGGACAGCAACGUUUUGGAGUUUAAUUGAAACAUGACGGCUUGUCUAGCGAAAGGGAGGGCAGUUGGAAGAAUGGCCAAGCCACUGACAACAUAGUGCCAGAGGAGGCAGCAAAUUAAUGGUAAGUUCGACAUCCUCAGGAAUUUGAUUCCCAAUCCUACCUAGGUAAAGCCAUGUUAACAUUGAAAUGCAAUUUUCCCGACAUUCCUUCAAUUUUAAUAGUGCGUUGCGUUCAUGGCUGGUGUGUUUGUGAGGUUUGUGCCAAAAAGACCGACAAAGCUUCUAUAGUGGGAGAGGCCAUUGGCUACAUCAAGGAGCUUUUAAGCACAAUAGAGGAACUGAAGUUGCUGGUGGAGAAGAAGAGGUGCAACAGAUAGAGGAACAAGAGGCACAGGACGGAUCAAGAGGACGUGAAGGAGAGCUCGUUGGAGGAGAUGAAAGCUUCAUUCGCAGCUGCCGAGGUUGAUGACCAUGACAAAUCCUACUAUGGGUCGACAUUGAGGAGCUCUUGGCUUUAGAGGAAGUCUAAGGACACGGAGAUUGAUGUGAGGAUCAUUGAAGACGAUGUGACCAUUACGUUGGUUUAGAGGAAGAAGAUCAAUUGCUUGUUGUUUGUUUCAAGGGUGCUUGAUGAACUUCAUUUGGAUCUUCACCAUGUCGCCGAAGGCUAUGUGGGUGAUUAUUACAACUUCCUCUUCAAUAUGAAGGUUUGCCUAGUCUUUUUUUUUUCUUUUUCAUUUUUCUUCUUGUUGGCUUAGAGUUAAGUUUCUGCUAUCGUGUUUCCCCUUUCCAUGUUGGUAACUGAGCCUACAUAGUUAAACUUAUUCUUUUUGUUGUUUUUAGCAAAUAUGUGAAGGGUCUUCUGUGUAUGCAAGUGCCAUAGCCAACAAUUGCUACUGAUGAUCCUGAAAGGGGCCAUUUUAAUUAGGGUUUAUGAGUCGGGUAUUCAGAUUUUCACAUAAGGGAGCUAGAGCAAAAAGAGGCUCAAAAGAAUCCAUGCACUACAACAGUUUAAACUACUGGAAAGAGAUUUGGUAGACAUCAAUGCAAUAGUUGGUAGUUGUAUGAGCAAGUUUUUAUGUGUAAAGACAUUGCUAAUACCAGUUGGGGAAAUUAUAUUAAAUAAUUGAUAUUGAUCACUAAUUUCCCCUAUAGAUGGGGCCUCACAUAAGUUGCAUGAUCGUAAUGUUAGUGCUAGUCGGUUAACCAUCUGUUGUAUAUAUAUAUAUACACACACACACACAUACAUAUGGUGCCUUCUACGAUACCUCAGGUGAAAUUCGGGGUACCGCAUACCUUGAGUAUGAAAACGCUAUUUAGACCUCGAAUUAGCAGGAUUUUUGACAUGAAAUUAUACCCUAAUCCUUAAUGAGUGGAACCUAGGUCCUAAUUAUCUAAAUCAUAAAAUAUAAACCCUAAGAUGAUGCAUUGAUUUCUUUGCCAAUAUUUGGAAGAAUCAUAACCAUCGAUUAUUGUUUCUAAUUAAAUUGAUCUUGGGGUAUACGAUUUAGAGAAUUAUGACCUAGAUUUUGAUCUUUAAGGGUUAGAGUAUAGUAUCAUGUCCGAAAGAUCGGUCAAUUCAAGUCCUAGAUAGCAUUUUCUUACUCAAUGUAUGCGGUACCCGGGAUUUCACCCUGGGUACCGUAGAACUCCCCAUAUAUAUAGGUGGCUACUUCGGUGCACUCACUUUUUUGGGUGCAUUCAGUGCAUUCAACUCUAAAAGUGGUAAUAAUACAUCGAAUUUUGAAUUUUAAUGGGUUGCAUUAGUCUAAGAUGAUGAUAUAAUAUAAAAUCACAACUAAUCAAUCCAUUAUCAUAACCCUUUAACCAAUUUUGAGUUCCAACCCAAAAUCUCAAAUUGUAAACCCUAACCCUAAAUCAUUCAAAUUAAAGUAAAUCUUGAAUGAUUUU